CGUAUCCACUAGACGCAGGCUGCGUUAAUAAACAGGAGCUCUAGUGGCCGGGACAGAACGGGCGUAGCGGCCUUCUAUCUUUACCUUAUACUACAUUUGCUCCCUCGUUCUCAUCACUCACUAAUUUGGCAAGCAGCACGCGCCUGGUUCAUUUUUUUAGCACGCUCAGUUACCCUCCACUCCCCCUUCCUCGCUCUCAGUCUUUGUCUCUCACGUUGCACCGACAAAUCACCAGCGCUCUCGUGGCUAGCUGACGAUUCGCUGACGCUGCCGCCAACGGACCAGUAGAAGUGAACCAACGAAAAAAGUGAGUUCUCCAUUCAAGGUGAAGGCUAACGUUGCAGCGCACCGAAGAGAAUAGUCAGGAAAGGAUCCCUCUUAGGAAAAUGGAGGUGCCGCGUUUGGGACACAGCAUCAGUAGCCCGACAAGCCCGUGCGAAGACAUGAUCAAGAAUCUGAGCUUGGAAGCGAUUCAGCUGUGCGACAGAGAAGGAAAUAAAUCCCAGGACAGUGGCAUUGCGGAAAUGGAGGAGCUUCCUGUUCCACACAACAUCAAAAUCAAUAACAUCACAUGUGACUCCUUCAAGAUCUGUUGGGAUAUGGACCCAAAAUCGAAAGAGAGAAUCACACACUAUUUCAUUGACCUCAACAAGAAAGAAAACAAGAAUUCAAACAAGUUUAAGCAUAAGGACGUCCCUACCAAGCUAGUGGCGAAGGCUGUCCCGCUGCCCAUGACUGUCAGAGGUCACUGGUUCCUAAGCCCACGUACCGAGUACACCGUUGCUGUCCAGACUGCUUCUAAGCAAAGCGAUGGGGACUACGUGGUCUCUGAAUGGAGUGAGAUUAUAGAGUUCUGCACGGCUGAUUACUCGACUGUACACCUAACACAGUUGUUAGAGAAAGCAGAAGUUAUCUCAGGCCGAAUGCUGAAGUUUUCAGUGUUUUAUCGAAACCAGCAUAAAGAAUAUUUUGAUAAAGCCAGAGAGGACCAGAACAAUAAAAUGCUGCCAUCCGUCAAAGACAACAGUGGUAGUCACGGCUCCCCUAUUAGCGGGAAGCUGGAAGGAAUCUUCUUUAGCUGCAACACCGAGUUCAACACUGGAAAGCCUCCUCAGGAUUCUCCCUAUGGAAGGUAUCGGUUCGAGAUUAAUGCCGAUAGACUGUUCAACCAGAAGACUAACCUUUACUUUGGUGACUUUUACUGUAUGUACACCGCCUACCACUAUGUCAUCCUUGUCAUCGCUCCUUCUGGUUCCCCAGGAGAUGAGUUUUGCAAACAGCGCCUCCCCAUGUUAAAUAUUGCAGACAACAAAUUUAUGACCUGCACCGAGGAGAACGGCAGGCUAAUUUUUCAGCACGCCCAGGAUGUCAUUUUGGAGGUCAUUUAUACUGACCCUGUGGAUCUUUCACUUGGGACAGUUGCUGAGAUCAGCGGCCACCAGCUAAUGAGCUUGUCCACAGUAAACGCAAAGAAAGACCCGAGCUGCAAGAUCUGCAACAUCAGUGUUGGACGCUAAGUGGUACGAGCUGAGCCGAGCCUGAUGGUCUGACCCUUUACUGCUCCAUUUUCCAUUGUUCAGACUCUCACAGAAGCAUGCAUUUGCAGCUUUAUACCAAACAGCAGAUUGAUUUCUCUUUAUUACUCUUUUUUUCUAUCUCCUGGUUAGAUUGGUUUGUGUUCCUUUACUUUCUGAGAUAUUUGUGAAGUUACUGCCAAGUCGAACAAUAACAAUGCUUUUCUCCCCCUGCGCCCUGGCUGUGAUGCUUAACAGACUGACCGUCAUUUCUACUGUUUUAGAGCUGCAAUGUAUUGUUUUGCCAAAGGUAACAAAAAUGAAUUGAUACUGCUGUAGAAAAGUGACAAUAACAGCUUCUACAUGGCAUUCUAAAUGCAUAUUAAUGUUAUCCUGUGAUUAAAACAAUUACUCGAUAAUUUAAACGAGCAUGAUAGGUUGUACUUGCAGCAUGAAAAUUAAUAUUGAAAAAAAAAAACUAGAAAUGUCAGCACUUCCAACUUGUUGUUCAGCAGUGUUACAUGUUAUUUAUUAUAGAUAACAGAAACCAUAUACUGUGUUCAAACAUAAUAAAUGUGAUAGAAAAAAUAUU
Messenger RNA from Erpetoichthys calabaricus (reedfish), 2106 nucleotides. It is a transcript of the gene phyhiplb, whose product is annotated as phytanoyl-CoA 2-hydroxylase interacting protein-like b. Bases 387 to 1517 code for a protein of 376 amino acids. The transcript is spliced from 5 exons. Gene Ontology annotation, molecular function: protein binding. Gene Ontology annotation, cellular component: cytoplasm. The record is from RefSeq and is a predicted model, not a curated record. NCBI's taxonomy places the organism in Eukaryota, Metazoa, Chordata, Cladistia, Polypteriformes, Polypteridae.